AUGCGUGGUGCCCUGCCGCCCAUCCGCUCAGCCCAGGCCGUGGUGGCCCCCCACCGGCAUCUCCGACUGUCUCUCCAGCGCCCCUAUUCCUCUUCCUCUUCUUCUUCUUCUUCCUCCUCCUCCUCCUCCUCCUCCUCUGCUCAAUCCCCCAACCCCACCCACUACAGCCGCUCUAACUUCAAAGUCCUCCCCUUCAUCUGCCUGUUCGCCCUCGGCACCGGUUCCUACGUCCUGCUUGUGAAAUCCCGUACCGGUGUCCACAAACCCAAGCCCGAUUCCACCAACUGUGAACUACCCCUCCCCUUCUCCCCUUCUCCCCUUCCUACACAUAACUAA
This is a messenger RNA of Aspergillus sclerotioniger CBS 115572, 336 nucleotides long. RefSeq lists its product as uncharacterized. The transcript has a single exon. NCBI's taxonomy places the organism in Eukaryota, Fungi, Ascomycota, Eurotiomycetes, Eurotiales, Aspergillaceae. Bases 1 to 336 code for a protein of 111 amino acids. The record is from RefSeq and is a predicted model, not a curated record.